Molecule: messenger RNA, 5607 nt
Organism: Mollisia scopiformis
Lineage: Eukaryota; Fungi; Ascomycota; Leotiomycetes; Helotiales; Mollisiaceae
Product: pectin lyase-like protein
Exons: 19
Coding region: 1-5607 (1868 amino acids)
Biological process (GO): proteolysis
Molecular function (GO): serine-type endopeptidase activity; polygalacturonase activity
Source: RefSeq, a predicted model, not a curated record
AUGGCUCUACUGAAAGGGCGGUUCCUCCACGUGAGUCUUCUUGUUCUACUCUCUGGCACCAUCGAAGCUGCCGUCCGCAAUUCAUCGACCAAUACUUUAUUACAUCGUGGUCCAUACCAAUCAAAGCGAGUUGCAAAUGUCUCAUCUUCAUCCGACACGACUUUCAACACAAGCUCUUUCCAGGGAGUGUCCCAGUCUCAGCUUGCAAAUGCUUAUGUUAUUGUUGACAAUGCCGUCACAGAAUGGAGCGUCUACAAGAAAGUUCGAUUUGAGAAUCCCAAGCACAACAUCUACACUUUGAAAGGCGCAACGGCACCUGAGUCUAAUGCCGACGUGCCAGUCAUCACUGAAGAAGUGGCAGCGGCGGCAGCUCUCGUAGCCGAGGUUGAAGUAGCACAGAAUGGUGGCAACACCACAAAACCAAUGCGGAAGGGACAAAGCGGAAGCUUUUGGAUGGAAGAUAUCGAAAGAUUUGGAUCACAGCCCUAUGGAGGCAACUCAUCGUACCCAGUCUUUCGAAAUGUGCUCCAUUACGGUGCACACGGCGACGGUACAACAGAUGAUACAAAAGCCAUCAAUGCUGCAAUUCAAGACGGAAACCGGUGUGGUCCAAAGUGCUAUGGUUCAUCGACAAAGAAUGCAAUUGUCUACUUUCCAGGAGGGAAUAGGACAUAUCUUGUCAGCAGUCCGAUUAUAGCACUCUAUGGAACACAGAUGAUUGGAGAUCCGAAUGAUAGGACCAUAAUCAAGGCUACAAAGCGCUAUCUUGGGCUUGGAGUAAUAUCAACUGACGUGUAUACUGGCGCUGGUGGACAGGGAGUUGAUGGUCUCGAUCCAGAGUAUUACAUUAACACAGCCAACUUCUACAGACAAAUUCGAAAUUUUGUGAUAGACAUUACUGAUGCCACAUUCGACCGUGAAGGCACAGCGGGCAUUCAUUACCAGGUCUCUCAAGCAACAAGCAUGUUUAAUGUUAGAUUUAUCUGUUCUUCCAAUGGUAACACCAAGCAAAGAGCCAUAUUCGCAGAGAAUGGAAGUGGUGGCUUCAUCAGUGAUCUAACAUUUGAAGGGGGAGCAUACGGUAUUCAGGGGGGAAAUCAGCAAUUCACAGCUCAUCGAUUGACGUUUACGAAUGUCAGGACGGCAAUCUGGGUGUUCUGGGACUGGGGAUGGACCUGGAAGAGCAUUCACAUCACGGGAACGACCACUGGCUUCAACCUUACUUCUGAAAAUGGUAUUGUAAACCAGGCUGGAUCUAUUCUUGUGCAAGAUUCGAUAUUCGAGAAUGUCCAGAACGCAAUUGUUAUUUUCCCUCCCACGGACCAGCCAGGCCAGAAUAAUACAGGUGUCACACUCGAUAAUGUCGUCUUCAAAGGAGUCACAAACGCCAUCAUAGAUAACAAGGGGAAACAAUGGCUCGCUGGUAGCAUAGGCUCCGUUGAUAUCUUUCUUAUCGGGCCAGUGUACAAUGAGCUCCAGCGAACCUUCUCCUUUGGCACCCAGAUCUCAAGUACACGUUCCCCUGGCCUGCUUGGGUCCCAAAAUGGACUUCCAAAGCCCGCUUUCCUGGAGCAUGCCAGAUCUCAAUAUGAGAAAGUUCCCGCGUCUCAGUUUGUUAGCGUCAAAAAGAAUGGGGCAAAAGGCGAUGCCUCCUCUGACGACACCUUGUCUAUCCAGGAAGUUAUCGAUCGAUGUGCUGAGACGUCAAGUAUCGUAUAUAUCGAUGCGGGGUCUUACCUGAUCACAGAUACUCUGCGAGUACAACCCGGAACGAAGAUAGUGGGCGAGCUAUGGGCCCAGCUGGUCGCUUCGAUCGGAGAGAGCGGUCAAAAGGGUUCCGUCGAAAUUCAAGACCUCCUCUUCACCACCGUUGGAGAGACAAAGGGUCUGAUAGCUGUGGAGUGGAACCUUGAGGCAGAUGAGCCUGGAUCCACAGCUAUGUGGGACUGUCAUGUCAGAAUUGGAGGGGCUACUGGUUCGCAACUAACAUCACAACAAUGCCCACCCGUAAAGUCUGGUGUCAACUCAGGCUGCACAGCCGGGUCCUUGAUGUUUCGUAUCACCUCAUCUGCUUCUGCAUAUCUCGAAAACGUUUGGCUUUGGGUAGCUGACCAUGACCUUGAUGAUGCAGAUCUCAACAACGCGAAUAACACCAUGACACAAGUCAGUGUCUAUGUUGCAAGAGGGAUAUUAAUCGAAAGUCGGAAACCUACAUGGCUGUACGGAACGGCCUCAGAACAUUCGGCCUUCUACCAAUACUCAUUUUACAAGGCUAAAGAAAUUUAUGCCGGAAUGAUACAAACCGAGUCGCCAUACUACCAACCCAAUCCCAGACCUCCAGCACCUUUCAAUUCUUUGACAAAGAUCUUCCCUGGUGAUCCUAGUUUCGAAUGGGCAGUUCGGAUUGAGAGAUCGGCUAACAUCUCGUUUUCCGGUGCUGGCCUUUACUCCUGGUUCAACACAUUUGACGAAUCAUGCGUGGAUGGUCGCACUUGCCAAAAUUCAAUGGUUGAGAUGAAAGAAAAUGGCAAAAACAUUCAAUUCCUGAAUUUGAUCACAAUAAGAGCAAAGAACAUGGUGACUACGGAGCAAGGGGAGAUUGCUGGAAAAGAUAACGAGGACUCGGGUGGGCAUCCGAAAUGGACUCAUAUCGCGGCUCUUCGAAUGUCGGGAGACGGGGGUCCUGAUGACAACAUUGUUUAUAUUGACCCAAUUGUCUGGACUCAACCCAACCCGCAUCUCAAUUGUACUCCACCUUGUAUUUUCGUCGUCCCACCACAUUCUCUACCGACCCGAACAACAAUCCAAUUCCCUCGAUUUGUCACAAGCUUGGAAGUUGACUGGUUGGGGUCAAAAUCAGGCGGCGGCUCAGAGCUCUCGUCUACGAUUGUUACAACCACUCUGACGUUCUCGGAUGUCAUCCUCAAUUCCAUCGAUUACUCAAACAUUCACAUAACAGGUAGUGGGACUAUUUCAGACAUAGUACCUAGAAUGAGCAUCGAUCCUGGAACACUAGUAAUCACAGACAAUUACCCAGUGGGCAUUACUGCUACUCCAGUUCUGAGAACAAUCACUACGCCGCCAUUUCCAUGGUUUGGAAUAAGUCCAACUGGUCAAGCAUCGGUUGUGAGCUACAUGUAUGACGGAGCAAUCAUCCUCGUUACUAGCACAACGACCAUAACCUUCGUAAGGACAGAUGGCCAUACGGUGUUAUUUGGUCCCACCGGUAUUGUCAUUGAUGGGAAUCCAAUUGCAAGUCCCACGACCACAACCACGACCAGUAAUAUCACCAUCGGCCCUCUACUUCCUUGGUUCUCUAUCUUCCCUUCGCGGACCGUAUCUUUUGUCACCACUGAUGUUCCAGGACCAACAACCGCACAGAUUAAUGGGACACCUGUUCCAGUGAUUCCAUGUCUAAUCCUAUUCGGAUUUGAACUUCCUGGUAUAUACUUUGGGUAUGUGGCUCGCUCAAAGACGAUGAUGAGAGAAUGUGCUGCUUAUAGAGCAACCGAUGCGGACUGUGGUAGAUGGGGAGUGGUCUACCCAAAGGACCACACUAAUGAAGAUAUGAACAAUCGCAUAGACGCUGCUAUAAAGGCAAUGAUAACGACCGGAACGGUUUAUAGGUCUCAGCCCAAGGUAAAACCAAAGGAUGGCACACCAAUGGGAACAAUGUAUUGGGCAGUCGAACGAAUAUCGGAUGACCAGAUUCAAAGCCUCAAAAAUAUGGUGGAGCUCUUAUAUUCGGAAGAUGUUCCCAACGGGAAUGCGUCUUGGGUAAUGGGGCCAAAUGUGACCAUCCAAGUUCAAGAGAUACAAAGAAGGGCGGAUAUCUUUCAACACGAUGCGACACCAGAGAUGAUUACAAUUUCUAUGCCCCCUGAAGCCAAUAUGGGACAAAUGGAAGGUCGAUAUAUCUAUGAUGAUUCCGCUGGCAAAGACCAAACAAUCUACGCUGUAGAGAUUGGCUUCGUGCCAAGCGAUGAACUCUCAAAUCUACAACUACGACUUCUAUAUGCGGAGCCAUGGUUAAGCGCCACUAAAACGGCUAGUGAUUGGAAAGAUGGCCAUGGCGCCUGCGUCGCUGCAAAAAUUGGUGGGAAAACAGUUGGGAUCGCUAGAGCAGCGAAAGAAGUUGUUUUGACUGUGCUAAAUGCGCCCAACGACUUUCUUCAAGAUAGCUAUGUUGAUGCUUUGAUCAAAAUAUACGAUGAUAUAAUUGGUGACAGUGAAAACGAGAUCCCCAACAAAUCGAAAACAUCAGUGGUCAAUAUAUCUCUGUCGAGAGAGCUAUCGACAGACAAGGAAGUGAAAUGGAGCCAGGCCAUGAUAAACAAGAUGGGGGUUAUCAUAAGGCAACUAGUUGCAGAAGGGGUGCCUGUUGUCGUCGGGGCCGGGAAUAGAAUAGUUGUUGGAGCAUCCAUGCCCAGGGAUGGAAACGAGAAUGCGUAUUUUUCUUUGGGGCGCCCGGCACUAGACGGGGGCUUUGGACCUGGGAGUGAUAUUACCGUUUACGCACCAGGCGCAGAGCUCAGGUGUCCAAAUGGAAUGGGAGGAAUGUUUCUUGGAGGACCAAAUGAAGAGGACGGUACCCGCAAUGGCAAAUGGGGUACAUCAUAUGCUUCACCAACAGUGGCAGGUUUGGUUGCCUACUUCAAAGCUUUACAAGGUGACCAAAAUGACGCAACAAAAUUUCUCAGUCCCAGGGCAGUGAAAGAAAGAGUAAGAGAUUUCGCGUGGAGGAGAAAUGAAAAUGCAGAUUGGCCGUUAUUUCCCCCAGUCAUUUGGAACGGACAAGCAGGUCUAUUUUGUGGUACAUCCCUUUCGAGAGGAUUAACUUCCAUGGACCUGCCCAUGAGCGCCGAUGCCAACUUUUCUGCUCACGCCGUCCAGAAGAGACAGAGUUCAGGAAGCCAGUGCACCAUCGACCCCUCAAAGACAAAUCCUGCCAACAAUCCCAACAAGGGAGGACCAACUUGGACAUAUCAGUCCGGCCCUGAGGGACCAACGUGCACUUCAGGGGGCUGUGGUAAACUUUGCCCAACCGGUUCUGUAUUCUGCGGAGAUCUGGGAGAUAAUCCUUUUAAUCCGGAUUUCUGGGACCCUCUCGACCCUCGAAGUCCUCAAAACCCUGCGAAUCCUGAUUAUGUUCCACUAACAACAAGCAAGACAACUCAAACCCCAACAUCAAAAUCCACCAUGACAACUACAACCGCUUCACCUACACCAACUGGUCCAGCAUACGUGCUAGAGGUAAAUUUAGAUACAUUUCUGAGUGAGCUAAACAACAUCAAUUUGUGGGCUUUCUUUGACGCAAUGUCUAAUCAAACUCUCCACAUAUGCGAUUCGAAACCAGUUCUCCAGGCCAACGCGCCUAGCAGUCUGGCCCAAGGUACGCGGGUAUACCCGAACGGUACUUUCAACGUCAAAACUCACGGGAUGAAUUGUGUAUGGACGGGUGAUGGCAAGGGAAUUGGUAUCCGUGAUUUGGUCUGUCCUGGGAAAGAUGUUACUUGUCGGGAAGCAGGCACAGUGUCUAUACAGUGUCCUACCAUCACUGACUUUACUGAUGCCUAUACCGAGAGGGCCUAUUGUUCCUGGUACUGA